This is a messenger RNA of Cherax quadricarinatus, 1677 nucleotides long. The record is from RefSeq and is a predicted model, not a curated record. NCBI's taxonomy places the organism in Eukaryota, Metazoa, Arthropoda, Malacostraca, Decapoda, Parastacidae.
UCAUUGCUGAAAAUAACAACGUUGCUUCAUUCGACGAAGCAUAUUUUGAAAAUUGUUUCAUCUAACUACCUAUAAUGAUAUAUUUGCCGUUAAAUCUGAUGGCUGCUGAAAAGUAUUCACUGAUUUAGGAUUUAAACACAUCAACGUGACAAAAGAGAAUGCAUAUUUAAAUUAUUUAUGAAAAUUUAAUUUCGGUGGUUGUCUCAGUUAUAUUAAAUAGUUUUACAAAUUAUGUUUACAGCGUAAACAACCAAUAAUUAUCAGUAAUGGUGCUCAUUAGCAAGUUUAAUUCAAAAUGACAUGAAAACAAGUGCAAUGACAAAUGACACGACUGAAAAAUAUAUUGAAAAUAUGAAUUUGUAGUACUUAAGCAUAAAAAUGAAUAACUAUAUGACAUACACUACGCUAAAAAAUAUAACUUUGUCCACAAUCAGCUGUAAUGAAUCUUGCUGUAAAUACAGCAACAGUAAUAUAAUUUGUUUUGGAGACUACAAUUACACAGAUAGACUUAACCUAACGUAUAUUGAGAGCUGGGAACUAGGCGUGAGAUGGACUUAUGCCAUCCUAGUGAUGCUGGUGGCCUUACUAGGCAACUUGACCAUAAUCAUUAUCCUCCUCAAGAACCGUCUGUUACUUCGAACUUCCGUCAAUCAUUUUAUCCUUAACAUGUCCAUCGCAGACCUCAUCUUGGCAAUUACCGGGCCAGUACCAUUCACUGUCUACAAUACUAGCGACUUCUGGCCGCUGGGGCGGGUUUGGUGCCAUCUCGAGGGUUAUAUACAGAUUCUGGUGCUCUUCGUCAGUGUAACGUCACUGGCGACGAUCAGUUUUGACCGCAUGAUGGGCGUGGUCCGUCCCUUCCACCAGCACCUCAAGAAGUGGAAAUCAUUAACCAUCAUCAUCAUCAUCUGGGUGUCGUCGGCCACCAUGGCUGUUCCAUGGGCAGUCUACAGGGUAUACACAGUGCAUAUCUGGAAGGACCUAACUCAGACCAUCUGUGGAGAGAAAGACAAAAUACACAUCUGGUGGACGGUGGGUAUUAUAGUUCUCACCUGGCUGCCCCUGGGUAUCAUGGUAGUCUGCUACACUACCAUAUUUAUCUUCUUCCACCAUAAGAAGUUCGAAAUCUCCUCAAGGAAGGAACAUCCCGUCAUGACCCAUUUAAAAAAGAGGGUGGUGAAGAUGAUGUUCGUAGUGGUGAUCAUCUUUGUGAUCUGCUGGCUGCCCAUGCAGAUCCUCAAGAUAACAUACAAGUCCUUCCUGGAUCCUUAUGGCCAAUUUAAGGAUGCUGCGACAGAAGCGUCAUAUAACCAGCUCCUGAUGGUGGCGCAGUACAUGGUAUACAUCAUCCCCGCUGUCAACCCCAUCGUGUACGCCCUCAUGCACCAGACCUUCAGGAGGGCCUUCCGUGUCACCUUCCCCUGCUUCUACAACAGCAAGUCGCCUCUUGUGCUGACACUGGUAUGGGCCGCGGCGCUACACAUGGUCACACAGGUCCACUGGAACUUCCACUGGCUUGUGACAAUAUCCUGAAAAUUUCCAGAUCAGAUAAUGUGGGUCGCAGUAUAUCAGCUCUCAUAUCCUCCUCAGCACUGGCAGCCUCAGUCGCCAUAAAUCAAAGUGCAAGGAAAUCAGUAGCAGAGAGGAAACUAGUCCCAUCUAAACGCCUUAUCAAAU